AGUUUUUUUUUUCUCUUCACAUUUUGUUGUCAUUGGCUCCUGAUUUCAUAAAAUUUAGGGUUUCCAAGAAUUCUCCAUUUCUCUCUUGCCGACUCUUCCCCAAAGACUCUCUCUCUCGUCUCUCUCCUUCAUCUUUCUCUUAGAGAAACAAAUCAAUCAAAAGCAUACACAAAAAGAAAGAAGGGUUAACUGUAAAGCAGGAAGAUGGUGAGGGGAAAGACAGAGAUGAAGAGGAUAGAGAACGCGACGAGCAGGCAAGUGACUUUCUCAAAGAGAAGAAAUGGACUUUUGAAGAAAGCUUUUGAAUUAUCAGUCCUUUGUGAUGCUGAAGUUGCCCUAAUCAUCUUCUCUCCUCGAGGCAAACUCUAUGAGUUCUCUAGCUCCUCCAGUAUACCAAAAACAGUAGAAAGAUAUCAAAAGCGAAUACAAGAUCUUGGGUCUAACCAGAAGAGAAAUGAUAACUCACAGCAAUCGAAGGAUGAAACCUAUGGCUUGGCGAGAAAGAUUGAACAUUUGGAGAUUUCGACAAGAAAAAUGAUGGGAGAAGGACUUGACGCAUCUUCGAUAGAGGAGUUACAACAAUUGGAGAAUCAGUUGGACCGAAGCUUACUGAAAAUAAGAGCCAGAAAGUACCAAUUAUUACGUGAAGAAAUUGAGAAGCUAAAAGAAAAGGAGAGGAGCCUCAUUGCAGAAAACAAAAUGCUGAUGGAGAAGUAUGAGAAGCAAGGAAGAGGAAUAACAGCAAGAACACCAUCAUCAUCAACAUCAUCAGAACUAGACAUAGACAACAAUGAUGAAAUGGAAGUGGUGACUGAUUUGUUCAUUGGACCUCCUCCUGAGACUCGACACUUCAAAAAAUUUCCUCCUCCAAAUUAACGUAUAGUAUAUAUAUUUGCUUAUAAACAUUCACCAUGAAAAGAUUAAUAUCUCACAACUUUACAUAUUAUAUAUAGGGAAUUCAUAUUUUCCCUGCAAGAAAAGUUUAUGUUGAUGAUUACUGUAUUUAACUUCUUCUUCCUUAUUUUUUUUUUGUCUUUUGUAUCCU
Capsella rubella is the source of this 1045-nucleotide messenger RNA. Its product is annotated as agamous-like MADS-box protein AGL14. The record is from RefSeq and is a predicted model, not a curated record. NCBI's taxonomy places the organism in Eukaryota, Viridiplantae, Streptophyta, Magnoliopsida, Brassicales, Brassicaceae. Bases 205 to 876 code for a protein of 223 amino acids. Gene Ontology annotation, molecular function: RNA polymerase II cis-regulatory region sequence-specific DNA binding; protein dimerization activity; DNA-binding transcription factor activity, RNA polymerase II-specific. Gene Ontology annotation, biological process: positive regulation of transcription by RNA polymerase II. Gene Ontology annotation, cellular component: nucleus. The transcript has 8 exons.